GGGGUGGACGCACCGCACUGGCUUUGUAUGCAGAACAGCAGCGGGAGGGACGGCCACGCUGUCACUCUCUCGCUCUUUCUCUCUCUCUGUCGCUCGCUCUGUCCAGAGAGCGUACGGGAUUAAGACUUGCCGAGGCGAGGGAGAUGGCAAAGGGAAGUCCAGUCAAGUCCCAGAUCCGCCACUGUGUCCCAUGCGCUGGGUUAGCCAUGCGCACAUGAGCCAGCGCCCUGUUCCCAUGCCCGCCGCUAUGCUCCCACGCCCCGUACCGGCGGGGUCCGACUGGAGCUUCCAGAACCCGGUGGGAGUGGACUGCAGUUCCCCCGAGCCUCGCUGCAUCUGGGUGGCGGUGCUUCGCGGCGUAGCCGGGCCGCCGCCGAUCGUGCCCGUCGGAUGUCACCACGUUUCCCGUCAGUUGAGGGCGAAAGGGCGGAGGGAUGCUCUCUCGUCGCCCGCCGCCGCCGCCGCCGCCAACAACCCCCGGCCGCCCGUGGCGACCCGGCCGGGCGUGGCGUGGAAGGGCCCCCCCCGCACGCUGGUCCUCCGCAAGAACUCGCAGGGCUUUGGCUUCACCCUGCGCCACUUCAUCGUUUACCCGCCGGAGUCCACCCUGCACACCGACCUCAAGGAUGAGGAGAAUGGCAACGGCAACGGCAAAGGUUACCAGAAAGGACGACUGGAGCCGAUGGACACCAUUUUUGUGAAGAAUGUGCGGGAGAAAGGUCCCGCCCAUCAAGCGGGCCUGUGUACCGGUGAUCGUCUGGUGAAGGUGAACGGCGAAAGCGUGCUGGGAAAGACGUACUCCCAGGUGAUCGCCCUCAUCCAGAACAGUGAAAGUGUGCUGGAGCUGUCUAUUAUGCCAAAGGAUGAAGACGUGCUUCAGUUGGCCUACUCGCAAGAUGCCUACCUGACUGGCAACGAGCCUUUCUCGGGGGGAGCUGAGAACCUGCCGCCGCCGCCGCCCCUCUGCUACCCUCGCGCCAUGUCGCCCGCAGGCGCUCCCCCGCCUACCCCCGUGGGCCACAACCAGCUGGAUAAUUGGAGUCGCUGGCCCGGUCCCCCCGGUCCCUCCUCGCCCUUGGACAACCGCACGGCAGCCGCUUGGCAAGACGGCCGCUCGGUGGAGCCCGGCGGCGGCGGCAGCGCGGCGGCUCGCAGUAGUCCGGCCCGCCGCCGCCGGGCCGACGACGACGUCCAGUACGCCGUGAGCGGGCAGCAGCCUCAGGGGCAAAGCAGGGGGCGCUCUCACUCGUCUUCAUCCUCCUCGGGGGGACCUUUAUCCAGCCCCUUGCAGGUCCGCUACCCCGACGGCCACCACGCCGCCGACUCGGCGCGAGCCCGACCGCGCGAUUCUCAUCCGGGUCACGACCAAAGCCAGCGUUGCCAGCGAGCGCUGUCAGAGUGGUACCGCAACCAAGUGCCGGGACGCAGCGUGCGGGCGCGCCACCGGAGCUACUCCCAGGACCGGCUGAGUGAGUCCGGGAGGCCUCCGCAGCGGGCGGGCGCAGGCUGGCCGCACAGCGCCUCCCAGGACACUCUGCUGUUAGCGCAGCCGUCGGGACGCUGCGAGGAGUGGGCCCCCGACCACGCGAGGACUCGCUCCGAAAACCUCCUGGUGCAGUUCCAUUGCCACGGACGUUCGCUGGAGAUGUUGGACCGAGCCUCGGCCGGCGCGCAGGUCUCGUCUCGGUGGAACCGAGCGCCCAAGCCGCCCCCCAGGACCGAUGUCCACCAGAGGCACAGCGCUCCGUACCCGGCGCCGCAAGCCCCCCCCGUGGCCCGUCACUCGCACUCCAAGCAGAGCCAUUGCCCGGGCCAAGGCCAGCAGGCGCCGGCGGUCCCCAAGAGCAGCAGGCGGCUUCCUCCGGUCCAAAGCGCCGACGAGCAGCCGCUGGGCUACCGCAGCUACAGCCCUUCCUUCUAUCGGAAGACGGGCCGCAUCAUGCAGCAGGCCCACUCUUUCAGGGACCCCUCGUACUCUGGCCCCCACUUGAACUGGAACAGCAGCCCGCCCGAGGGCGCGGCGGCGCCGCCGCCGGCCGUCUCGGCGGCGCCGGCCGUCUCGGCCUCCGCAGCGGCCCCUUUGGCUUCCGCCUCGCCCGAAUCCCAGGAGAGAGCCUACAGACCCACCAACCACGAGCGGGGGUCGGCUGAGGUGGCGGGGCAGAGCCAGGAGGUGGUGAUGCGGCAGAAGCCCCCCAGCGGACGGAGGAACGCCAUGCGGCACCCCCACUACGCGCUGGCCAUGGACGGCCUGGAGCCCUCCUUGUUCUCGCCGGAAGCCCCGGCGGCGGACUCGGCGGCCACCUCCAGCUCUUCGGGAGACACGGCCGUGCUGCCGUUCAAGGCCAACGGCAAGCUGCUCUCCCCGGAGGACGAUUCGCUGGCGUCCAUCCCCUUCAUCGACGAGCCCACCAGCCCGAGCGCCGACUUGCGCGCCCGCCACGUGCCGGCGUCCUCGGUGGUCUCCAGCGGCGGCACGAGUUGGGCCUCGGCCGCCAGUCCCGCUUCCCCCACCUUCACCUUCCCCGCCGCUAGGCUCAGCGCUAUUAAAUCGGGUCGCCGUUCCUCCUAUCUUCUAGCCAUCACCGCAGAGCGCUCCAAAUCCUGCGACGAAGGCCUCAACGUUUUCCGGGACGACGGCCGUGUCUUCUCGAGGCUACCAAAGAGAGUCAAGAGCUUCUUCACUGAUGGGUCUUUGGACAACCUGGGCACGGCAGAGGAGGUGCGCUCCAAGCGGCACUCCACCUCCGAGUUGGGGAACAUCACGUACAGCGACAUGCGGCGGCGGGAAGGCUGGCUGCACUUUAAGCAGAUCCUCACGGAAAAGGGCAAGAAGGUGGGCAGCGGCAUGCGCCCGUGGAAGCGCGUGUUCUGCGUGCUGCGCUCGCAGUUGCUCUUCCUGUACAAGGACAAGCGCGAGGCGGUGCUGCGCGGCGCCACGCUGGGCGCCGGCGCCGAGGACGAGCAGCCCAUCAGCAUCCGCGGCUGCCUGGUGGACAUCGCUUACAGCGAGACCAAGCGCAAGCACGCCCUCAGGCUCACCACCCAGGACUUCUGCGAGUACCUGCUGCAGGCCGAGGACCGGGACCACAUGCUGGACUGGAUCCAGGUCAUCAGGGACAACGGCAAGACGGAGAGCGAGGAGCUGGGCCUUUCCAGGCAGGCCCUGAUCAAUAAGAAACUCAAUGACUACAGGAAGCAGAGCCCGACUGGCAGUAAGCCCGACUCUUCGCCCAGGAUGUCUCGCAUGAUGCCUCCCUUCCUGCUGGCCAAGACCGACAACGCUUUGGGGGCACCGCGCUCGCCCAGACCAGACGGCAAAGAUGAAAGCAGCCCUCCCAAAUCUCCUUGGGGAAUCAACAUCAUGAAGAAGAGCAAGAAAGCUGGGCCCAAAGCCUUUGGCGUGAGGCUGGAGGACUGCCAGCCGGGAGUCAACAACAAGUUCAUCCCGCUGAUUGUGGAGAUCUGCUGCGGCCUGGUGGAGGACAUGGGUCUGGAGUACACGGGCAUCUACCGCGUGCCCGGUAACAACGCCAUGGUGUCGCUGCUCCAGGAGCAACUCAACAAGGGCGUCGACAUCAACCCCACAGAGGAGAAGUGGCAGGAUCUCAACGUGGUCAGCAGCUUACUGAAAUCUUUCUUCCGGAAGCUUCCGGAGCCGCUCUUCACCAACGACAAGUACAACGAUUUCAUCGACGCCAACAGAACGGAAGACCCGUCGGAUAGGCUGAAGACCAUGAAGAAGCUGAUCCGAGACCUUCCGGACUAUUACUACCACACGCUCAAGUUCUUGGUGUGUCACUUGAAGACGGUGGCAGACCAUUCGGAUAAAAACAGGAUGGAGCCUCGGAACCUGGCUUUGGUGUUUGGGCCCACGCUGGUGCGCACGUCCGAGGACAACAUGAAGGACAUGGUCACGCACAUGCCAGAUCGUUACAAGAUUGUGGAAACGCUCAUACAGCAUUACCUCUGGUUUUUCAGCGAGGAGACGGACAAGGAGGAAAAGACGCCAGUGGACACUGAAGACGUGCAGCCCGCCCCUAACAUCGACCACCUGCUUUCCAAUAUUGGGCGGACGGCUUUGUUCGGCGACGCUUCAGACUCCACCAACAGUGACUCUGCCAAAUCCAAGGGGUCCUGGGGUUCCAAGAGAGACCUCACCGCCAAGGACUUCCUGACUCUGUCCAUCAUGUCGGCGGUGACGGGCCGCAAGCGCCGCAAGCGUCACAACGCCCGGCGGGUGGGCAGCAGCACCGACGACGACUCGGAGCACGAGCCCGUCAAGACGGAGGAAGACGAGGAGGAAGAAGGGGAGACGGAAGAGGCGGCAGGCGGCAGCGCUCCUCGUGCCGAGGGAGAGCAGGAGGAGAAAGAGGAAGUGAAAGAAGACCAAGAAGAAGAAGAGGAGGCGGUGGCGGAAAAAAGGGGCCAGGAGGCGGGAGGAAAGGCGGACGCCCGCUCCAUCGUGUCAGGCUACUCCACGUUGUCCACGUUGGGCCGGAGCCUGGGCGCGGACGACGCCGACGAUGAGCACAGCGAGCUGGUGAGCGAGACGGACAACGAGAGUGGCUUUGCCUCACGGGAGCGUCCCGCCAAGCCGCCGCCCCGCAAACCCUCAGCGGGCGAUGGCGGCGGCGAUGGCGAUGGCGGCGGCGGGGUUCGCUCCACCACGCCGUCGUCCACGUCUUCGUCACACAGGCUGCACUCGCGGCCGUCCUUCAACUCGCAUAAGCUCAUCCAGUGCGACACCCUGGCACGCAAGAAGAUGAAGGCUCGCUCGCUCGACCUGCUGGAGAUCCCCGUCGCCACCCCCGAGGGAGACGCGACACCCAGGACGAGGAUCCACACGUCGUCGGGAAGCAGCCAAAAGAAUCUCCGCCCGUCCCGGGUCAGGCCGGCCGCCCCGCUGCCGCCGCCCCCCAGCGAGGCGACGUCCUUCACCCCCACCGCCUUGGUGCGCCAGGCACGCCUGAUGGGCUCGGCCGACGACUUGCGCAGCGCGGGCGUGCGCAAGCCGCUGUCGCCCGAGAGCCGCCGCAAGAGGCGCGCCUGGCGCCGACACACGGUGGUGGCGUCGCCCACCGAGGAGCCGAGCGACAAGCGGCCGCUGGCCGUCACGGAGUUCCCGCUCUCGCCCGUCGGCCCCAAAGGAGACGACGGCGGCGGCGGCGGCGCCCGUCCGGAGUCUUCUGCUCGCCAGACGUCCAGGUUCCACCAGUACCUGUGAGAAAGGACGCCUCCCGUGCCUGAAGAAUCAGAGACCCUAGUGACGACGGCAUCAAGCGAGACUCUUCCGGGUCCACUAACUGCUGAUGCGGUGCCACACGCGCGUCGUCCACGACAAGCCGACAGGAUCCGAGUCGUGCCACCGUCACUCGGGACGCGAGGAGACGCCUUGUCAGAAAGCAGCCAGGUGACUCUCAGCCUAGCCUAUGGCAGGCCGGCUCGCUCGCCCGCCCGACCGACCGACCGCCCCCUCCCUCCCUCCCCCCAGCUGCGGGUCAGCGCGCGCACUGGCUAGUUUCUUUGGUGUUGUUGUUUUUUUCUGUAAACCCAUUGCCAAAGCUUUCUGGUUUUGUUACUUCUUUUUGUAAAUGUGUGCUUUUCUGAGGUGGAGACACUCUGACCUACCUGAUCAGCGCCACUAUGACUGAGCAAAGGUUUUGGGCCGCCACCAGACUUGUUUAAAUAGCAGAUGUCCGUUGGGAGGGGAUGAAGGUAAAUGACCACCAGAGGCGCUAUAAACGGAAAGAAGUGUCCAUGCAAAAAAUGAAUGUCGUGUUGAAUUGUUUAGUCAGUCGAGAUUGAAUAUUUAGAAAACAUUUUAUUGUAUCUGUCACAAAAUGAGAAAAAUAACACGGCCCCGGCAUGCAUAGACGCCCCCCAAAAAAACAAGGUUUGCUAUAUACUUUUGCUUUUAAAGUCACUGUUCACUUGAGCUUUAGUAAUGCAACAAAAAUAUGAUUUGAUUUUCUUUAAACAGGAACACAUCUAAAAAAAUAACAAAAGUAAAUGAUGCAGUAAAUGCAAUCUAUUAGCCCCUCAACGGGAACAUUGUUUUAAAUACACAAUGAGUAAGUGGCUUGUUUUCGGUUUAUUUUGACAGCCAACCUGAAGCGGCUGUGGCAUUAAACAGCUUGACGUUGUUGUUUUUUUAUUAUUAUUAUAAAUGUGUUGACUCUGGCAAAGCGACGCCGCUGACUGCGAGUUGACACGAGCUCUCUGCCACUGUCCACCGAGCGCUCGUAGCUCGAGGCACCACCGGAUAUCUUCCAUUAUAAGUGGCUGUAAUGAGCUUCACAGUUUGAACACUGUGCUGAAAGUAUGCAGAUACUAGUCAACGCGCUCAGCUUUGAUGGUGGCCGGCCCGAGACUUUUGCUCCGAGUCCCCGUUGGUGCUUUUUCUUUCAUUGUUGUUGGGAGAGAGAAAAAAAUGUUUUGCUUCCUUUCCUUCUGCUAUAUUAUUGUAAUAUUUGUAUACAGCCUUAUUAAGUUGUACAUACGAAAGUUUGGUUCUUAACCUUAAUAAUAAUACUACUCCUUUUUUAACGGUUUACAAACAUUUCCUUCUCCGGACGCUACUUGAAACGUUCCCUUAAUAUAUUUAAAUAUACAGUAUUUUAUAUAUAUUUUGUAUUGUGACGUCACUGCUUACAAAGGCCUUUUUGUGUCAGGAUAGUCAGUCACAAGUUUGCGUUGAAACAAGUGCCUCCUUUUUGGAAUGUUCAGUUGUGCCAUGCUGGCUUCUUAUCUCCUCCUCCUUCCCCAGCUCACCUCCAAAGAUGUGUACAAUGAUUUCAUGGGGGUUGGGUAAGAAAAAGCACACUAUGCACUCUCCUGUGUGGUGUAAACUAAAAAGGUGUCGCUCGUAUGUUGUACAUAGUUCAUAUGUAACAUAUUGUCCCUCGUGUGUACAUUUUUGGAAUGGCUUAUGAGUAUAACUCUGCUUAGCGCAUUAUAUAUGAUGUAAAUAAAACACAAGUACGUUGAAAAACA
Molecule: messenger RNA, 6996 nt
Organism: Syngnathus typhle (broad-nosed pipefish)
Lineage: Eukaryota; Metazoa; Chordata; Actinopteri; Syngnathiformes; Syngnathidae
Gene: arhgap23a
Product: Rho GTPase activating protein 23a
Exons: 24
Coding region: 191-5227 (1678 amino acids)
Biological process (GO): signal transduction
Molecular function (GO): protein binding
Source: RefSeq, a predicted model, not a curated record